CAAAGGCCAAGAGGAUAGUUCAUAAGUUCUCGCGAAGACAACUCAAGGAAAUGGAAUCAAAGAAUAUUCAAUGUCGCAGAUGCAAUGAAAUAUUCAAGGGAAUUCAAGCAUUUAAGGAACACAGCUGCAAUUUUCUGAACGUAAAUGAUCAAGAAAAGGCGGAUGUGCCUAAAAAGUUGCACACCUGUAAAAUGUGUGGACAGAGCUAUACAUCACGUACGUGCUACAAUUCCCACAUGGACAAGCACAGCAAUAACAAACGAUACUCAUGCUCUCACUGUGGCAAGAAAUUCUUUGUCUGGAUCUCAAGAAGGACACACAUUUACAAAGUUCAUCUCAAGAGGACUUACUGCGAUUGCCCAUACUGCGGAAAGGGAUUCUACACGCAGCAUCACAUGAAGAAGCACAUUGAUGCUGAUCACUUUGAUAUCGCACCAUACCAGUGUGUUGUUUGUGGGAAAACAUUCAAGCAGUCGAGUAAUCUCAGGUGUCACGAGAAGAUUCAUGAAGGACCUAAGAGUUGUGAUAUUUGCAGAAAGGAGUUGAAAACAAUGGCAUGCCUGCGUCAACAUAUGAGGACACAUAGUAAUGAGAGGAACUAUAUCUGCCCCGUGUGUUCGAAAGGUUUCACUUGCAAUUUUUCCAUGAAAACCCACGUGAGAAAAUUGCAUCCAGACGAUGUACAUCUCCUACCACCUGAUGGCACCAUUGUUAAUCAGAAGUACUUAAGAAAAAUGCUAGAAAAUGAACACAACCAGAACAGUGAAUAAAUAUAAUUAAUAUUAUGUAAA
This is a messenger RNA of Lutzomyia longipalpis, 791 nucleotides long. Its product is annotated as zinc finger protein 585A-like. Lineage: Eukaryota; Metazoa; Arthropoda; Insecta; Diptera; Psychodidae. Gene Ontology annotation, molecular function: DNA-binding transcription factor activity; RNA polymerase II cis-regulatory region sequence-specific DNA binding. The record is from RefSeq and is a predicted model, not a curated record. Gene Ontology annotation, biological process: regulation of transcription by RNA polymerase II.